GGCGGGGAAGGGGGGAGCCGCUGCCGUCACCGAAGGCUCCCGGCUCGCCCGCUUGGCCGCCGCGGCAGCCCCAGCCCCGCUCCCACCCCCUCGCCUGCCCCCACCCUCUUUGCCUUUCUCUCGCUCUCUCGGCGAGAGCAGUGUGCCUCCCUUCGCAGAUGGCAGCCGGCAGCGCCAUGCAGCCUCCCGUUCCUCCUCCUCCUCCUCUCCGGCUCUAAGUCAAUGCCAUGCUGCCGCUGCUCCUCCCGGCACUGCUGGCCGCCUGCCUGCCGCCCUGCCAGGGCUGGAGCCCCUCGGCGGCUGCCAGCGGGCAGGAGGAGCCGGAGCAGGAGCUCUUCUUGCCCCCCGUCAACUCUUCCUCCCGCUCCUUGGCCAGCCUCGAGAUGGACCUCGACGGGGCAGGAAGCAAGGAGGAAGGCAGCACCAGCAGCCCGGGCACGCCGGCUGCCGCUAGCCAAGAACCUUUCCCUUCGGCUCCCACCUCCUCCGGGCAGCAGCACCAGCAGCGUCCUCAGCCGCAGGGGCAGCCUCAGCCCGCCGAGGACCCGCACUGCAAUAUCAGCGUGCAGCGGCAGAUGCUGAGCUCGCUGCUGGUGCGCUGGAGCCGCCCGCUGGGCAUCCAGUGCGACCUCCUGCUCUUCUCCACCAACAGCCACGGCCGGGCCUUCUUCUCCGCCGCCUUCCACCGGGUGGGACCGCCGCUGCUCAUCGAGCACCUGGGGCUGGCGGCCGGGGGCCCUCAGCAGGACCUGCGCCUCUGCGUGGGCUGCAGCUGGGUGCGGGGCAGGCGGGUCGGGCGCCUGCGGGGCGCCGCGCCCCAGAACGCAGCACCCGCUCCCGCCGCCGCCGCCUCCUCCUCAUCCUCAUCCUCCUCUUCUUCGCUCUCCUACCCGCCGGCGGCGGAGCCCGGCCAAUACUGGCUGCAAGGGGAGCCGCUGAAUUUCUGCUGCCUGGAUUUCAGCCUGGAGGAGCUGAAGGGGGAGCCGGGCUGGCGGAUGAACCGCAAGCCCAUCGAGUCCACCCUGGUGGCUUGUUUCAUGACUUUGGUUAUCAUCGUGUGGAGCGUGGCCGCCCUCAUCUGGCCGGUCCCCAUCAUCGCCGGCUUCCUGCCCAACGGCAUGGAGCAGCGCCGGAGCACCUCCGCCGGUACCGGCACCACCACCACCACCACCACCGUCGCCGCCAAGUAGCCUCUCCCGGUGAUUUACCCCCCUUUCUCUUCGUCGUGUAGUGUGGAGGGACGCGGGAAGGCCGCCUCCCGCCGGGCCGGACUCCGCCGUGUUUUUGUUGUUUUAAACAUGUCAGGGAUGCCGCCGGCCCGGGUUAGCGUGGGGUGUGGGCGGAUGCCUCAAGGUCCGGUCCGUCCUGAGGGGGGCAAACCCAUCUUGAGUGGAGCGGGGCCCGUCCUGAGGGGGGCAAACUCGCCCUGAGGGGAGCGGGACCGUCUUGAGGGGAGCGGGACCGUCUUGAGGGGAGUGGGUCCAUCCUGAGGGGAGCGGGGCUGCCCUGAGAGGGCAUCACCCGCCCUGAGGCGAACAGUGCUGCCCGGAGGCGAACAGCCCCGCCUCGUCGCCGCGGAGACAACCAAAUCCUCUGUGCUCGUUUUAUAUGUUUAAUACGCGUUUUAAACAAACCUUUUAGUAAAAAAAUAAAUACUUAUACAUAAUAAGAAAAGAAAAAAAAA
This is a messenger RNA of Calypte anna (Anna's hummingbird), 1684 nucleotides long. It is a transcript of the gene TMEM158, whose product is annotated as transmembrane protein 158. The record is from RefSeq and is a predicted model, not a curated record. Gene Ontology annotation, molecular function: peptide binding. The transcript has a single exon. Lineage: Eukaryota; Metazoa; Chordata; Aves; Apodiformes; Trochilidae. The coding region runs from base 228 to 1190 and encodes 320 amino acids.